ACUUUGUCUGACCACAAAAACCUAUUCCGAAAAUGAAAACCAAAAACCUAACAAUUAAACCAGACCCAGACGAUGUUCAAAUGCAAUUUAUCCAAGACGAUGAAUCGAUAAAGACCGACAUGUACGACGAGGAAUGUUCACCCGGCGAUUCGAAGCAACCGAGUGUUGACUGGAAUGCUGGACAGGAAUUCGUUGAACGCAAACACUUGGCCUCGUCCGAAGAUUUAGACAUUGAUAGCCAACUGUCUUUCGAUAAUGAUGAUGGCAAAGCUUGUGCAUUGCCGACAGACACAACUGAUACAGUCCAUUUACCGAGCACCACUGAUACUCAAUCAAUCAAACAAUUAAAGCAGGGAAUGAAUCUGAAUUUGAAUAAACCAGAACGAACGCCAACCACACUCAAACAUCAAAGUACGUCUCCGUUCGAUGUGCAAAAUAGCGACAGAUCGCCGGAUGCGCAUGCACGACAUCGAAGUGAAGCGCCUAGCCUGAAAUUAGUUAUUGGUCGUAAGGAAUUAAAGACUAGCGAUGCGGCCGCGAUAUCAGAAAGUCGAUUAACGGUGUACGGUACGCAGGAUGUUGAAAUAUCUAUAACGUCUCAGUCAAAGAUCAGUUUGACAACCGUUCAUGGAACAAAAGAAGAGACUGAUAAUAGUCAAAUUAUUGUGACGGAUCAUCGAGAAGAAAAGAAACAGAAUAAAACAUACCGUGGUUAUGAUUCCGGAACAGACACAAAUUCGUUGGAACGAGACAAAAAGCGAGACGAUUCCAUUAGUUUCAGCAAGAAGAAAAUCGUAUAUCUGUGCGAAAGCGCCGAUUCCAACAGUGAGUCACCAGCUUCAGAUCACAGUGUUUCUCAUCAUAUAUCCGACACGGGUAUAUCAGUUACCCGAGGAACGUUUACCGAAACUGCCACCGACGUUCCCACAACGUCGGAUAACCAGAGUGAUAGACAUCGUCAGGUAGUGAUCACCGAUGCGCUUGACGUUGAAGUCGAAGAAUUUGAGUUAACUGACGCUGGACUGAGCCCAAUACAGCCCGAUGAGGUUGAUGCAUUCGCAAAUGUGUUCAGUACCGACGAUUCAGGGUACACAAAUAUCGGUACCAGUCCUGUCGAAUUCGACGAAAACCCGUCUAUCGAUACUUCAGAAGCAGCGACAUUGACCGAUAAAGUCGAACUUAAAGAUGCCUCAAAUAGCCCCUUAGAUAUAAAUGAAGAGAUAUUGAUGGAACGGGGUGGAGUAAAGGCCAAAAUUAAGGUUUUAGAAGAAAAUUCACUGAAGAUGAAAAAGCUUGCAGAAUCGUCACCGCAAAAGAAACCGAUUCAGAAAGAUACUGAAGUUCCAAAUGUAAAGGCAGAACCGACUAGCACAGCAAUAAAUCAAGUCGAUGAAGAUGGUAUUCUGAAAGACUCAAUACCACCGAUUCAAGAAGUUAUCAUGACAAUUGAAAAGAGAAUUGCUAGCGAAGUCAUACCAAAAAAAGUUUCGUUCGUUGAGCGAGAAUUGUCACCGAGAAAGUACAAACAUGAACCGGCCACUAUUGCAGACAUAGAAAGUCAAAUACUCCACUUCGACGUCCAAGCAAAGCCAGUGCGAGAGGUGUCCGAUGUAAACGUUACCAAACCGGUGCCAACCAUUAUAGGAAGUGACGAAACAGAUCGAAUAAGACGAGAAAGUCUUGAAGCCAUAGAAGAGCCUAUUUGCGAGAAAAUCUGCAUUAAAAAGAAAAUAGUGCCGCUUGCACUCAACGAAGAGUGGGAUGAUUUGGACAAAAUAGAUGAAGACAAGAUGCAUGAUGUUAGUGUAAACAAAUCAGAAAACGCUCAACACAGCAAAUCAAGCAUUCAUGAACCAAGAAUUAAGACAAUUCAAUUAGUAAAUCAAGUUACAAUAAAUAGAGUAAGCUCCAACACAAAGUACGUGGAGCUUCUUUACGAUUCGAAGAACAAUUUUGACAAUGUUACAAUGACAUUUGCUAAAACUGAAUCUUCUUCAAAGGAAUUCGAUUUAAUCAAUUCCAGACACAAAGAAACCAGAUCCACAACGGUGACUACUGUCUCGCCUGUAAGCGAGGAGCGAGCAUUCACAAAAACUCGCGAGGAAGCUGAAAGUAAUAUUAUGACCGAAACGAACGAAAAGCAUUCUCACACAAAAUCAGAGCAAAGAAUUAGCACACCCCAGAAUAUAGUAGAUACCGUAUACGAUGCGAUGAAUGACGAAAAAAGCAUUGAUAUUUCAAAAAAUAUCACUGGAGCUAUAAGUUUAAUCGAAACUUUGAAACAAGACAUUGACACUUUGUCUUCUAUAAAAACAGAAGCAUCAACGGCCGCUGGAAGCGAAAAUAUUUUAAAUGAAUCAGUAGAAUCGCCACAAUCAUCCAAAGAGCCAUCUGAAUCUGAAGAAGAGCCGGUAUCUAUAAUCACAAAAGACCAAAUCACACCAACAGACACAAUACAAAUACCACAAAAUGAAAAUAAGGUCUUCGAAAAAACCAUUCCAACCUCUCCUACAGCAUACAACCCCUCCAAGGCAACUGACACUGAAAUAUUUACUAAAAGAUUAACUUCUAAGAUAACAGAGUCUGUUGUUCUGAAGUCUGAAGAAACAAAAGUGAUUUCUAAAGGAAUUCCUGAAUCUCCGGAUUCACCUACAGCUCCACUUAUUGACGAUAAGAAAGAAGUAGCUCCAUCUCGAAUUAAAGAUGAUUCUUUACAGUCUAAACCAGAGGACAGAUCGGGAAAAGUUAGCCCAGUUGAUGACAAAAAGUCUUUAGACUCACCAAAAGAUAUUUCUGAUAAGCCACUAACUGACUUUGUGACUUCUAAGAUAACACAGUCUGUUGUUGUGAAGACCGAAGAAGCAAAAGUGAUUUCUAAGGAAAUUGCUGAAUCUCCGGAUUCACCUACAGCUCCAGUUGUUGACGAUAAGAAAGCAUUAGCUCCAUCUCCAAUUAAAGGUGAUUCUUUACAAUCUAAACCAGAGGACAAAUCGGAAAAAGCUAGCCCAGUUGAUGACAAAAAGUCUUUAGAUUCACAAACAGAUAUUUCUGAUAAGCCACUAACUGACUUUGUGACUUCUAAGAUAACACAGUCUGUUGUUGUGAAGACCGAAGAAGCAAAAGUGAUUUCUAAGGAAAUUCCUGAAUCUCUGGAUUCACCUACAGUUCCAGUUAUUGACGACAAGAAAGAAUUAGCUCCAUCUCCAAUUAAAGACGAUUCUUUACAAUCUAAACCAGAGGACAGAUCGGAAAAAGUUAGCCCAGUUGAUGACAAAAAGUCUUUAGACUCACCAAAAGAUAUUUCUGAUAAGCUACUAACUGACUUUGUGACUUCUGAGAUAACACAGUCAGUUGUUGUGAAGAGCGAAGAAACAAAAGUGAUUUCUAAGGAAAUUCCUGAAUCUCCGUAUUUACCUACAGCUCCAGUUAUUGACGAUAAGAAAGAAUUAGCUCCAUCUCCAAUUAAACGUGAUUCUUUACAAUCUAAACCAGAGGACAAAUCGGAAAAAGCUAGCCCAGUUGAUGACAAAAAGUCUUUAGAUUCACAAACAGAUAUUUCUGAUAAGCUACUAACUGACUUUGUGACUUCUGAGAUAACACAGUCAGUUGUUGUGAAGAGCGAAGAAACAAAAGUGAUUUCUAAGGAAAUUCCUGAAUCUCCGUAUUUACCUACAGCUCCAGUUAUUGACGAUAAGAAAGAAUUAGCUCCAUCUCCAAUUAAAGGUGAUUCUUUACAAUCUAAACCAGAGGACAAAUCGGAAAAAGCUAGCCCAGUUGAUGACAAAAAGUCUUUAGAUUCACAAACAGAUAUUUCUGAUAAGCCACUAACUGACUUUGUGACUUCUAAGAUAACACAGUCUGUUGUUGUGAAGACCGAAGAAACAAAAGUGAUUUCUAAGGAAAUUCCCGAAUCUCCGGAUUCACCUACAGCUCCAGUUAUUGACGAUAAGAAAGAAUUAGCUCCAUCUCCAAUUAAAGGUGAUUCUUUACAAUCUAAACCAGAGGACAAAUCGGAAAAAGCUAGCCCAGUUGAUGACAAAAAGUCUUUAGAUUCACAAACAGAUAUUUCUGAUAAGCCACUAACUGACUUUGUGACUUCUAAGAUAACACAGUCUGUUGUUGUGAAGACCGAAGAAGCAAAAGUGAUUUCUAAGGAAAUUCCUGAAUCUCCGUAUUCACCUACAGCUCCAGUUAUUGACGAUAAGAAAGAAUUAGCUCCAUCUCCAAUUAAAGGUGAUUCUUUACAAUCUAAACCAGAGGACAAAUCGGAAAAAGCUAGCCCAGUUGAUGACAAAAAGUCUUUAGAUUCACAAACAGAUAUUUCUGAUAAGCCACUAACUGACUUUGUGACUUCUAAGAUAACACAGUCUGUUGUUGUGAAGACCGAAGAAACAAAAGUGAUUUCUAAGGAAAUUCCCGAAUCUCCGGAUUCACCUACAGCUCCAGUUAUUGACGAUAAGAAAGAAUUAGCUCCAUCUCCAAUUAAAGGUGAUUCUUUACAAUCUAAACCAGAGGACAAAUCGGAAAAAGCUAGCCCAGUUGAUGACAAAAAGUCUUUAGAUUCACAAACAGAUAUUUCUGAUAAGCCACUAACUGACUUUGUGACUUCUAAGAUAACACAGUCUGUUGUUGUGAAGACCGAAGAAACAAAAGUGAUUUCUAAGGAAAUUCCUGAAUCUCUGGAUUCACCUACAGUUCCAGUUAUUGACGACAAGAAAGAAUUAGCUCCAUCUCCAAUUAAAGACGAUUCUUUACAAUCUAAACCAGAGGACAAAUCGGAAAAAGCUAGCCCAGUUGAUGACAAAAAGUCUUUAGAUUCACAAACAGAUAUUUCUGAUAAGCCACUAACUGACUUUGUGACUUCUAAGAUAACACAGUCUGUUGUUGUGAAGACCGAAGAAACAAAAGUGAUUUCUAAGGAAAUUCCUGAAUCUCCGUAUUCACCUACAGCUCCAGCUAUUGACGAUAAGAAAGAAUUAGCUCCAUCUCCAAUUAAAGGUGAUUCUUUACAAUCUAAACCAGAGGACAAAUCGGAAAAAGCUGGCCCAGUUUAUGACAAAAAGUCUUUAGAUUCACAAACAGAUAUUUCUGAUAAGCCACUAACUGACUUUGUGACUUCUAAGAUAACACAGUCUGUUGUUGUGAAGACCGAAGAAACAAAAGUGAUUUCUAAGGAAAUUCCUGAAUCUCCGUAUUCACCUACAGCUCCAGUUAUUGACGAUAAGAAAGAAUUAGCUCCAUCUCCAAUUAAACGUGAUUCUUUACAAUCUAAACCAGAGGACAAAUCGGAAAAAGUCAGCCCAGCUGAUGACAAAAAGUCUUUAGACUCACCAAAAGAUAUUUCUGAUAAGCCACUAACCGACUUUGUGACUUCUAAGAUAACACAGUCUGUUGUUGUGAAGACCGAAGAAACAAAAGUGAUUUCUAAGGAAAUUCCUGAAUCUCCGGAUUCACCUACAGCUCCAGUUAUUGACGAUAAGAAAGAAUUGGCUCCAUCUCCAAUUAAAGACGAUUCUUUACAAUCUAAACCAGCAGACAAAUCGGAAGAAGUUAGCCCAGUUGAUGACAAAAAGUCUUUAGACUCACCAAAAGAUAUUUCUGAUAAGCCACUAACUGACUUUGUGACUUCUAAGAUAACACAGUCUGUUGUUGUGAAGACCGAAGAAACAAAAGUGAUUUCUAAGGAAAUUCCUGAAUCUCCGGAUUCACCUACAGCUCCAGUUAUUGACGAUAAGAAAGAAUUGGCUCCAUCUCCAAUUAAAGACGAUUCUUUACAAUCUAAACCAGCAGACAAAUCGGAAGAAGUUAGCCCAGUUGAUGACAAAAAGUCUUUAGACUCACCAAAAGAUAUUUCUGAUAAGCCACUAACUGACUUUGUGACUUCUAAGAUAACACAGUCUGUUGUUGUGAAGACCGAAGAAACAAAAGUGAUUUCUAAGGAAAUUCAUGAAUCUCCGGAUUCACCUACAGCUCCAGUUAUUGACGAUAAGAAAGAUUUAGCUCCAUCUCCAAUUAAACACGAUUCUUUACAAUCUAAACCAGCGGACAAAUCGGAAAAAGUUAGCCCAGUUGAUGACAAAAAGUCUUUAGACUCACCAAAAGAUAUUUCUGAUAAGCCACUAACUGACUUUGUGACUUCUAAGAUAACACAGUCUGUUGUUGUGAAGACCGAAGAAACAAAAGUGAUUUCUAAGGAAAUUCCUGAAUCUCCGGAUUCACCUACAGCUCCAGUUAUUGACGAUAAGAAAGCAUUAGCUCCAUCUCCAAUUAAAGACGAUUCUUUACAAUCUAAACCAGCUGACAAAUCGGAAAAAGUUAGCCCAGUUGAUGACAAAAAGUCUUUAGACUCACCAAAAGAUAUUUCUGAUAAGCCACUAACUGACUUUGUGACUUCUAAGAUAACACAGUCUGUUGUUGUGAAGACCGAAGAAACAAAAGUGAUUUCUAAGGAAAUUCCUGAAUCUCCGGCUUCACCUACAGCUCCAGUUAUUGACGAUAAGAGAGAAUUAGCUCCAUCUCCAAUUAAAGACGAUUCUUUACAAUCUAAACCAGCAGACAAAUCGGAAGAAGUCAGCCCAGUUGAUGGCAAAAAGUCUUUAGACUCACCAAAAGAUAUUUCUGAUAAGCCACUAACUGACUUUGUGACUUCUAAGAUAACACAGUCUGUUGUUGUGAAGACCGAAGAAACAAAAGUGAUUUCUAAGGAAAUUCCUGAAUCUCCGGAUUCACCUACAGCUCCAGUUAUUGACGAUAAGAGAGAAUUAGCUCCAUCUCCAAUUAAGGACGAUUCUUUACAAUCUAAACCAGCAGACAAAUCGGAAGAAGUUAGCCCAGUUGAUGACAAAAAGUCUUUAGACUCACCAAAAGAUAUUUCUGAUAAGCCACUAACUGACUUUGUGACUUCUAAGAUAACACAGUCUGUUGUUGUGAAGAGCGAAGAAACAAAAGUGAUUUCUAAGGAAAUUCCUGAAUCUCCGGAUUCACCUACAGCUCCAGUUAUUGACGAUAAGAAAGAAUUAGCUCCAUCUCCAAUUAAAGACGAUUCUUUACAAUCUAAACCAGCAGACAAAUCGGAAGAAGUUAGCCCAGUUGAUGACAAAAAGUCUUUAGACUCACCAAAAGAUAUUUCUGAUAAGCCACUAACUGACUUUGUGACUUCUAAGAUAACACAGUCUGUUGUUGUGAAGACCGAAGAAACAAAAGUGAUUUCUAAGCAAAUUCCUGAAUCUCCGGAUUCACCUACAGCUCCAGUUAUUGACGAUCAGAAAGCAUUAGCUCCAUCUCCAAUUAAAGACGAUUCUUUACAAUCUAAACCAGCGGACAAAUCGGAAGAAGUUAGCCCAGUUGAUGACAAAAAGUCGUUAGACUCACCAAAAGAUAUUUCUGAUAGGACACUAACUGACUUUGUGACUUCUAAGAUAACACAGUCUGUUGUUGUGAAGACCGAAGAAACAAAAGUGAUUUCUAAGGAAAUUCCUGAAUCUCCGGAUUCACCUACAGCUCCAGUUAUUGACGAUAAGAAAGAAUUAGCUCCAUCUCCAAUUAAACGUGAUUCUUUACAAUCUAAACCAGAGGACAAAUCGGAAAAAGUCAGCCCAGUUGAUGACAAAAAGUCUUUAGACUCACCAAAAGAUAUUUCUGAUAAGCCACUAACUGACUUUGUGACUUCUAAGAUACCACAGUCUGUUGUUGUGAAGACCGAAGAAACAAAAGUGAUUUCUAAGGAAAUUCCUGAAUCUCCGGAUUCACCUACAGCUCCAGUUAUUGACGAUAAGAAAGAAUUAGCUCCAUCUCCAAUUAAAGACGAUUCUUUACAAUCUAAACCAGCAGACAAACCGGAAGAAGUUAGCCCAGUUGAUGACAAAAAGUCAUUAGACUCACCAAAAGAUAUUUCUGAUAAGCAACUAACUGACUUUGUGACUUCUAAGAUAACACAGUCUGUUGUUGUGAAGACCGAAGAAACAAAAGUGAUUUCUAAGGAAAUUCCUGAAUCUCCGGAUUUACCUACAGCUCCAGUUAUUGACGAUAAGAAAGAAUUAGCUCAAUCUCCAAUUAAAGACGAUUCUUUACAAUCUAAACCAGCGGACAAAUCGGAAAAAGUUAGCCCAGUUGAUAACAAAAAGUCUUUAGACUCACCAAAAGAUAUUUCUGAUAAGCCACUAACUGACUUUGUGACUUCUAAGAUAACACAGUCUGUUGUUGUGAAGACCGAAGAAACAAAAGUGAUUUCUAAGGAAAUUCCUGAAUCUCCGGAUUCACCUACAGCUCCAGUUAUUGACGAUAAGAAAGCAUUAGCUCCAUCUCCAAUUAAAGACGAUUCUUUACAAUCUAAACCAGCGGACAAAUCGGAAAAAGUUGGCCCAGUUGAUGACAAAAAGUCUAAAGACUCACCAAAAGAUAUUUCUGAUAAGCCACUAACUGACUUUGUGACUUCUAAGAUAACACAGUCUGUUGUUGUGAAGACCGAAGAAACAAAAGUGAUUUCUAAGGAAAUUCCUGAAUCUCCGGAUUCACCUACAGCUCCAGUUAUUGACGAUAAGAAAGAAUUAGCUCCAUCUCCAAUUAAAGACGAUUCUUUACAAUAUAAACCAGCAGACAAAUCGGAAGAAGUUAGCCCAUUUGAUGACAAAAAGUCUUUAGACUCACCAAAAGAUAUUUCUGAUAAGCCACUAACUGACUUUGUGACUUCUAAGAUAACACAGUCUGUUGUUGUGAAGACCGAAGAAACAAAAGUGAUUUCUAAGGAAAUUCCUGAAUCUCCGGAUUCACCUACAGCUCCAGUUAUUGACGAUAAGAAAGAAUUAGCUCCAUCUCCAAAUAAAGACGAUUCUUUACAAUAUAAACCAGCAGACAAAUCGGAAGAAGUUAGCCCAUUUGAUGACAAAAAGUCUAUAGACUCACCAAAAGAUAUUUCUGAUAAGCCACUAACUGACUUUGUGACUUCUAAGAUAACACAGUCUGUUGUUGUGAAGACCGAAGAAACAAAAGUGAUUUCUAAGGAAAUUCCUGAAUCUCCGGAUUCGCCCACACCUCCAGUUAUUGACGAUAAGAAAGAAUUAGCUCCAUAUCCAAUUAAAGACGAUUCUUUACAAUCUAAACCAGCAGACAAAUCGGAAGAAGUUAGCCCAGUUGAUGACAAAAAGUCGUUAGACUCACCAAAAGAUAUUUCUGAUAAGACACUAACUGACUUUGUGACUUCUAAGAUAACACAGUCUGUUGUUGUGAAGACCGAAGAAACAAAAGUGAUUUCUAAGGAAAUUCCUGAAUCUCCGGAUUCACCUACAGCUCCAGUUAUUGACGAUAAGAAAGAAUUAGCUCCAUCUCCAAUUAAAGACGAUUCUUUACAAUCUAAACCAGCAGACAAAUCGGAAGAAGUUAGCCCAGUUGAUGACAAAAAGUCUUUAGACUCACCAAAAGAUAUUUCUGAUAAGCCACUAACUGACUUUGUGACUUCUAAGAUAACACAGUCUAUUGUUGUGAAGACCGAAGCAACAAAAGUGAUUUCUAAGGAAAUUCCUGAAUUUCCGGAUUCACCUACAGCUCCAGUUAUUGACGAUAAGAAAGAAUUAGCUCCAUCUCCAAUUAAAGACGAUUCUUUACAAUCUAAACCAGCAGACAAAUCGGAAGAAGUUAGCCCAGUUGAUGACAAAAAGUCUUUAGACUCACCAAAAGAUAUUUCUGAUAAGUCACUAACUGACUUUGUGACUUCUAAGAUAACACAGUCUGUUGUUGUGAAGAGCGAAGAAACAAAAGUGAUUUCUAAGGAAAUUCCUGAAUCUCUGGAUUCACCUACAGCUCCAGUUAUUGACGAUAAGAAAGCAUUAGCUCCAUCCCCAAUUAAAGAUGAUUCUUUACAAUCUAAACCAGAGGACAAAUCGGAAAAAUUUAGCCCAGUUGAUGACAUAAAGUCGUUAGACUCACCAAAAGAUAUUUCUGAUAAGCCACUAACUGACUUUGUGACUUCUAAGAUAACACAGUCUGUUGUUGUGAAGACCGAAGAAACAAAAGUGAUUUCUAAAGAAAUUCCUGAAUCUCCGGAUUCACCUACAGCUCCAGUUAUUGACGAUAAGAAAGAAUUAGCUCCAUCUCCAAUUAAAGAUGAUUCUUUACAAUCUAAACCAGAUGAUAAAUCGGAAAAAGUCAGCCCAGUUGAUGACAAAAAGUCUUUAGACUCACCAAAAGAUAUUUCUGAUAAGCCACUAACUGACUUUGUGACUUCUAAGAAAACAGAGUCUGUUGUUGUGAAGAACGAAGAAACAAAAGUGAUUUCUAAGGAAAUUCCUGAAUCUCCGGAUUCACCUACAGCUCCAUUUAUUGACGAUAAGAAAGAAUUAGCUCCAUCUCCAAUUAAAGAUGAUUCUUUACAAUCUAAACCAGAGGACAAAUCGGAAAAACUUAGCCCAGUUGAUGACAAAAAGUCUUUAGACUCACCAAAAGCUAUUUCUGAUAAGCCACUAACUGACUUUGUGACUUCUAAGAUAACACAGUCUGUUGUUGUGAAGACCGAAGAAACAAAAGUGAUUUCUAUGGAAUCUCCUGAAUCUCCGGAUUCACCUACAGCUCCAGUUAUUGAUGAUAAGAAAGAAUUAGCUUCAUCUCCAAUUAAAGAUGAUUCUCUACAAUCUAAACCAGCUGACAAAUCGGAAAAAGUUAGCCCAGUUGAUGACAAAAAGACUAUAGACUCACCAAAAGAUAUCUCUGAUAAGCCACUAACUGACUUUGUGACUUCUAAGAUAACACAGUCUGUUGUUGUGAAGACCGAAGAAACAAAAGUGAUUUCUAAGGAAAUUCCUGAAUCUCCGGAUUCACCUACAGCUCCAGUUAUUGACGAUAAGAAAGAAUUAGCUCCAUCUCCAAUUAAACGUGAUUCUUUACAAUCUAAACCAGAGGACAAAUCGGAAAAAGUCAGCCCAGUUGAUGACAAAAAGUCUUUAGACUCACCAAAAGAUAUUUCUGAUAAGCCACUAACUGACUUUGUGACUUCUAAGAUAACACAGUCUGUUGUUGUGAAGACCGAAGAAACAAAAGUGAUUUCUAAGGAAAUUCCUGAAUCUCCGGAUUCACCUACAGCUCCAGUUAUUGACGAUAAGAAAGAAUUAGCUCCAUCUCCAAUUAAACGUGAUUCUUUACAAUCUAAACCAGAGGACAAAUCGGAAAAAGUCAGCCCAGUUGAUGACAAAAAGUCUUUAGACUCACCAAAAGAUAUUUCUGAUAAGCCACUAACUGACUUUGUGACUUCUAAGAUAACACAGUCUGUUGUUGUGAAGACCGAAGAAACAAAAGUGAUUUCUAAGGAAAUUCCUGAAUCUCCGGAUUCACCUACAGCUCCAGUUAUUGACGAUAAGAAAGAAUUAGCUCCAUCUCCAAUUAAAGACGGUUCUUUACAAUCUAAACCAGCAGACAAACCGGAAGAAGUUAGCCCAGUUGAUGACAAAAAGUCUUUAGACUCACCAAAAGAUAUUUCUGAUAAGCCACUAACUGACUUUGUGACUUCUAAGAUAACACAGUCUGUUGUUGUGAAGACCGAAGAAACAAAAGUGAUUUCUAAGGAAAUUCCUGAAUCUCCGGAUUCACCUACAGCUCCAGUUAUUGACGAUAAGAAAGAAUUAGCUCCAUCUCCAAUUAAAGACGAUUCUUUACAAUCUAAACCAGCAGACAAAUCGGAAGAAGUUAGCCCAGUUGAUGACAAAAAGUCUUUAGACUCACCAAAAGAUAUUUCUGAUAAGCCACUAACUGACUUUGUGACUUCUAAGAUAACACAGUCUGUUGUUGUGAAGACCGAAGAAACAAAAGUGAUUUCUAAGGAAAUUCCUGAAUCUCCGGAUUCACCUACAGCUCCAGUUAUUGACGAUAAGAAAGAAUUAGCUCCAUCUCCAAUUAAAGACGAUUCUUUACAAUCUAAACCAGCAGACAAAUCGGAAGAAACUGAAGAAACAAAAGUGAUUUCUAAGGAAAUUCCUGAAUCUCCGGAUUCACCUACAGCUCCAGUUAUUGACGAUAAGAAAGAAUUAGCUCCAUCUCCAAUUAAAGACGAUUCUUUACAAUCUAAACCAGCAGACAAAUCGGAAGAAGUUAGCCCAGUUGAUGACAAAAAGUCUUUAGACUCACCAAAAGAUAUUUCUGAUAAGCCACUAACUGACUUUGUGACUUCUAAGAUAACACAGUCUGUUGUUGUGAAGACCGAAGAAACAAAACUCCAGUUAUUGACGAUAAGAAAGCAAUUAGCUCCAUCUCCAAUUAAAGACGAUUCUUUACAAUCUAAACCAGCAGACAAAUCGGAAGAAGUUAGCCCAGUUGAUGACAAAAAGUAUUUAGACUCACCAAAAGAUAUUUCUGAUAAGCCACUAACUGACUUUGUGACUUCUAAGAUAACACAGUCUGUUGUUGUGAAGACCGAAGAAACAAAAGUGAUUUCUAAGGAAAUUCCUGAAUCUCCGGAUUCACCUACAGCUCCAGUUAUUGACGAUAAGAAAGAAUUAGCUCCAUCUCCAAUUAAAGACGAUUCUUUACAAUCUAAACCAGCAGACAAAUCGGAAAGAAAUAUUUCUGAUAAGCCACUAACUGACUUUGUGACUUCUAAGAUAACACAGUCUGUUGUUGUGAAGACUGAAGAAACAAAAGUGAUUUCUAAGGAAAUUCCUGAAUCUCCGGAUUCACCUACAGCUCCAGUUAUUGACGAUAAGAAAGCAUUAGCUCCAUCUCCAAUUAAAGACGAUUCUUUACAAUCUAAACCAGCAGACAAAUCGGAAGAAGUUAGCCCAGUUGAUGACAAAAAGUCUUUAGACUCACCAAAAGAUAUUUCUGAUAAGCCACUAACUGACUUUGUGACUUCUAAGAUAACACAGUCUGUUGUUGUGAAGACCGAAGAAACAAAAGUGAUUUCUAAAGAAAUUCCUGAAUCUCCAGAUUCACCUACAGCUCCAGUUAUUGACGAUAAGAAAGAAUUAGCUCCAUCUCCAAUUAAAGACGAUUCUUUACAAUCUAAACCAGCGUACAAAUCGGAAAAAGUUAGCCCAGUUGAUGACAAAAAGUCUUUAGACUCACCAAAAGAUAUUUCUGAUAAGCCACUAACUGACUUUGUGACUUCUAAGAUAACACAGUCUGUUGUUGUGAAGACCGAAGAAACAAAAGUGAUUUCUAAGGAAAUUCCUGAAUCUCCGGAUUCACCUACAGCUCCAGUUAUUGACGAUAAGAAAGAAUUAGCUCCAUCUCCAAUUAAAGACGAUUCUUUACAAUCUAAACCAGCGUACAAAUCGGAAAAAGUUAGCCCAGUUGAUGACAAAAAGUCUUUAGACUCACCAAAAGAUAUUUCUGAUAAGCCACUAACUGACUUUGUGACUUCUAAGAUAACACAGUCUGUUGUUGUGAAGACCGAAGAAACAAAAGUGAUUUCUAAGGAAAUUCCUGAAUCUCCGGAUUCACCUACAGCUCCAGUUAUUGACGAUAAGAAAGAAUUAGCUCCAUCUCCAAUUAAAGAUGAUUCUUUACAAUCUAAACCAGAGGACAAAUCGGAAAAAGGUAGCCCAGUUGAUGACAAAAAGUCUUUAGACUCACCAAAAGAUAUUUCUGAUAAGCCACUAACUGACUUUGUGACUUCUAAGAUAACACAGUCUGUUGUUGUGAAGACCGAAGAAACAAAAGUGAUUUCUAAGGAAAUUCUUGAAUCUCCAGAUUCACCUACAGCUACAGUUAUUGACGAUAAGAAAGAAUUAGCUCCAUCUCCAAUUAAAGACGAUUCUUUACAAUCUAAACCAGAGGACAAAUCGGAAAAAGUUAGCCCAGUUGAUGACAAAAAGUCUUUAGACUCACCAAAAGAUAUUUCUGAUAAGCCAUUAACUGACUUUGUAACUUCUAAGAUAACACAGUCUGUUGUUGUGAAGACCGAAGAAACAAAAGUGAUUUCUAAGGAAAUUCCUGAAUCUCCAGAUUCACCUACAGCUACAGUUAUUGACGAUAAGAAAGAAUUAGCUCCAUCUCCAAUUAAAGAUGAUUCUUUACCAUCUAAACCAGAUGACAAAUCCGAAAAGUUAGCCCAGUUGAUGACAAAAACUCCAGUUAUUGACGAUAAGAAAGAAUUAGCUCCAUCUCCAAUUAAAGAUGAUUCUUUACCAUCUAAACCAGAUGACAAAUCCGAAAAAGUUAGCCCAGUUGAUGACGAAAAGUCUUUAGACUCACCAAAAGAUAUUUCUGAUAAGCCACUAACUGACUCUGUGACUUCUAAGAUAACACAGUCUGUUGUUCUGAAGACCGAAGAAACAAAAGUGAUUUCUAAGGAAAUUCUUGAAUCUCCAGAUUCACCUACAGCUCCAGUUAUUGACGAUAAGAAAGAAUUAGCUCCAUCUCCAAUUAAAGAUGAUUCUUUACCAUCUAAACCAGAGGACAAAUCCGAAAAAGUUAGAAUUCCUGAAUCUCCAGAUUCACCUACAGCUCCAGUUAUUGACGAUAAGAAAGAAUUAGCUCCAUCUCCAAUUAAAGAUGAUUCUUUACCAUCUAAACCAGAGGACAAAUCCGAAAAAGUUAGCCCAGUUGAUGACAAAAAGUCUUUAGACUCACCAAAAGAUAUUUCUGAUAAGCCACUAACUGACUUUGUAACUUCUAAGAUAACACAGUCUGUUGUUGUGAAGACCGAAGAAACAAAAGUGAUUUCUAAGGAAAUUCCUGAAUCUCCGGAUUCACCUACAGCUCCAGUUAUUGACGAUAAGAAAGAAUUAGCUCCAUCUCCAAUUAAAGAUGAUUCUUUACCAUCUAAACCAGAUGACAAAUCCGAAAAAGUUAGCCCAGUUGAUGACGAAAAGUCUUUAGACUCACCAAAAGAUAUUUCUGAUAAGCCACUAACUGACUUUGUAACUUCUAAGAUAACACAGUCUGUUGUUGUGAAGACCGAAGAAACAAAAGUGAUUUCUAUGGAAUACCCUGAAUCUCCGGAUUCACCUACAGCUCCAGUUAUUGACGAUAAGAAAGAAUUAGCUCCAUCUCCAAUUAAAGAUUAUUCUUUACCAUCUAAACCAGAGGACAAAUCCGAAAAAGUUAGCCCAGUUGAUGACAAAAAGUCUUUAGACUCACCAAAAGAUAUUUCUGAUAAGCCACUAACUGACUUUGUAACUUCUAAGAUAACACAGUCUGUUGUUGUGAAGACCGAAGAAACAAAAGUGAUUUCUAUGGAAUCCCCUGAAUCUCCGGAUUCACCUACAGCUCCACUUAUUGACGAUAAGAAAGAAUUAGCUCCAUCUCCAAUUAAAGAUGAUUCUUUACCAUCUAAACCAGAUGACAAAUCCAAAAAAGUUAGCCCAGUUGAUGACAAAAAGUCUUUAGACUCAUCAAAAGAUAUUUCUGAUAAGCCAUUAACUGACUUUGUAACUUCUAAGAUAACACAGUCUGUUGUUGUGAAGACCGAAGAAACAAAAGUGAUUUCUAAGGAAAUUCUUGAAUCUCCAGAUUCACCUACAGCUACAGUUAUUGACGAUAAGAAAGAAUUAGCUCCAUCUCCAAUUAAAGAUGAUUCUUUACCAUCUAAACCAGAGGACAAAUCGGAAAAAGCUAGUCCAGUUGAUGACAAAAAGUCUUUAGAUUCACAAACAGAUAUUUCUGAUAAGCCACUAACUGACUUUGUGACUUCUAAGAUAACACAGUCUGUUGUUGUGAAGACCGAAGAAACAAAAGUGAUUUCUAAAGAAAUUCCUGAAUCUCCGGAUUCACCUACAGCUCCAGUUAUUGACGAUAAGAAAGAAUUAGCUCCAUCUCCAAUUAAAGGUGAUUCUUUACAAUCUAAACCAGAGGACAAAUCGGAAAAAGCUAGCCCAGUUGAUGACAAAAAGUCUUUAGAUUCACAAACAGAUAUUUCUGAUAAGCCACUAACUGACUUUGUGACUUCUAAGAUAACACAGUCUGUUGUUGUGAAGACCGAAGAAACAAAAGUGAUUUCUAUGGAAUCUCCUGAAUCUCCGGAUUCACCUACAGCUCCAGUUAUUGACGAUAAGAAAGAAUUAGCCUCAUCUCCAAUUAAAGAUGAUUCUUUACAAUCUAAACCAGCGGACAAAUCGGAAAAAGUUAGCCCAGUUGAGGACAAAAAGACUUUAGACUCACCAAAAGAUAUCUCUGAUAAGCCACUAACUGACUUUGUGACUUCUAAGAUGACACAGUCUGUUGUUGUGAAGACCGAAGAAACAAAAGUGAUUUCUAAGGAAAUUCCUGAAUCUCCGGAUUCACCUAUAGCUCCAGUUAUUGACGAUAAGAAAGAAUUAGCUCCAUCUCCAAUUAAAGAUGAUUCUUUACAAUCUAAACCAGCGGACAAAUCGGAAAAAGUUACCCCAGUUGAUGACAAAAAGUCUUUAGACUCACCAAAAGAUAUCUCUGAUAAGCCACUAACUGACUCUGUGACUUCUAAGAUAACACAGUCUGUUGUUCUGAAGACCGAAGAAACAAAAGUGAUUUCUAAAGAAAUUCUUGAAUCUCCAGAUUCACCUACAGCUCCAGUUAUUGACGAUCAGAAACAAUUAGCUCCAUCUCCAAUUAAUGAUGAUUCUUUACCAUCUAAACCAGAGGACAAAUCCGAAAAAGUUAGCCCAGUUGAUGACAAAAAGUCUUUAGACUCACCAAAAGAUAUUUCUGAUAAGUCAUUAACUGACUUUGUAACUUCUAAGAUAACACAGUCUGUUGUUGUGAAGACCGAAGAAACAAAAGUGAUUUCUAAGGAAAUUCUUGAAUCUCCAGAUUCACCUACAGCUCCAGUUAUUGACGAUAAGAAAGAAUUAGCUCCAUCUCCAAUUAAAGAUGAUUCUUUACCAUCUAAACCAGAUGACAAAUCCGAAAAAGUUAGCCCAGUUGAUGACGAAAAGUCUUUAGCCUCACCAAAAGAUAUUUCUGAUAAGCCACUAACUGACUCUGUGACUUCUAAGAUAACACAGUCUGUUGUUCUGAAGACCGAAGAAACAAAAGUGAUUUCUAAAGAAAUUCUUGAAUCUCCAGAUUCACCUACAGCUCCAGUUAUUGACGAUCAGAAACAAUUAGCUCCAUCUCCAAUUAAUGAUGAUUCUUUACCAUCUAAACCAGAGGACAAAUCCGAAAAAGUUAGCCCAGUUGAUGACAAAAAGUCUUUAGACUCACCAAAAGAUAUUUCUGAUAAGUCAUUAACUGACUUUGUAACUUCUAAGAUAACACAGUCUGUUGUUGUGAAGACCGAAGAAACAAAAGUGAUUUCUAAGGAAAUUCUUGAAUCUCCAGAUUCACCUACAGCUCCAGUUAUUGACGAUAAGAAAGAAUUAGCUCCAUCUCCAAUUAAAGAUGAUUCUUUACCAUCUAAACCAGAUGACAAAUCCGAAAAAGUUAGCCCAGUUGAUGACGAAAAGUCUUUAGACUCACCAAAAGAUAUUUCUGAUAAGCCACUAACUGACUUUGUAACUUCUAAGAUAACACAGUCUGUUGUUGUGAAGACCGAAGAAACAAAAGUGAUUUCUAUGGAAUCCCCCGAAUCUCCGGAUUCACCUACAGCUCCAGUUAUUGACGAUAAGAAAGAAUUAGCUCCAUCUCCAAUUAAAGAUGAUUCUUUACCAUCUAAACCAGAGGACAAAUCCGAAAAAGUUAGCCCAGUUGAUGACAAAAAGUCUUUAGACUCACCAAAAGAUAUUUCUGAUAAGCCAUUAACUGACUUUGUAACUUCUAAGAUAACACAGUCUGUUGUUGUGAAGACCAAAGAAACAAAAGUGAUUUCUAAGGAAAUUCUUGAAUCUCCGGAUUCACCUACAGCUCCAGUUAUUGACGAUAAGAAAGAAUUAGCUCCAUCUCCAAUUAAAGAUUAUUCUUUACCAUCUAAACCAGAGGACAAAUCCGAAAAAGUUAGCCCAGUUGAUGAUGAAAAGUCUUUAGACUCACCAAAAGAUAUUUCUGAUAAGCCACUAACUGACUUUGUAACUUCUAAGAUAACACAGUCUGUUGUUGUGAAGACCGAAGAAACAAAAGUGAUUUCUAUGGAAUCCCCUGAAUCUCCGGAUUCACCUACAGCUCCAGGUAUUGACGAUAAGAAAGAAUUAGCUCCAUCUCCAAUUAAAGAUGAUUCUUUACCAUAUAAACCAGAGGACAAAUCCGAAAAAGUUAGCUCAGUUGAUGACAAAAAGUCUUUAGACUCACCAAAAGAUAUUUCUGAUAAGCCACUAACUGACUUUGUAACUUCUAAGAUAACACAGUCUGUUGUUGUGAAGACCGAAGAAACAAAAGUGAUUUCUAAGGAAAUUCCUGAAUCUCUAGAUUCACCUACAGCUACAGUUAUUGACGAUAAGAAAGAAUUAGCUCCAUAUCCAAUUAAAGAUGAUUCUUUACCAUCUAAACCAGAUGACAAAUCCGAAAAAGUUAGCCCAGUUGAUGACGAAAAGUCUUUAGACUCACCAAAAGAUAUUUCUGAUAAGCCACUAACUGACUCUGUGACUUCUAAGAUAACACAGUCUGUUGUUCUGAAGACCGAAGAAACAAAAGUGAUUUCUAAAGAAAUUCUUGAAUCGUCAGAUUCACCUACAGCUCCAGUUAUUGACGAUAAGAAAGAAUUAGCUCCAUCUCCAAUUAAAGAUGAUUCUUUACCAUCUAAACCAGAGGACAAAUCCGAAAAAGUUAGCCCAGUUGAUGACAAAAAGUCUUUAGACUCACCAAAAGAUAUUUCUGAUAAGCCAUUAACUGACUUUGUAACUUCUAAGAUAACACAGUCUGUUGUUGUGAAGACCGAAGAAACAAAAGUGAUUUCUAAGGAAAUUCUUGAAUCUCCAGAUUCACCUACAGCUCCAGUUAUUGACGAUAAGAAAGAAUUAGCUCCAUCUCCAAUUAAAGAUGAUUCUUUACCAUCUAAACCAGAUGACAAAUCCGAAAAAGUUAGCCCAGUUGAUGACGAAAAGUCUUUAGACUCACCAAAAGAUAUUUCUGAUAAGCCACUAACUGACUUUGUAACUUCUAAGAUAACACAGUCUGUUGUUGUGAAGACCGAAGAAACAAAAGUGAUUUCUAAGGAAAUUCUUGAAUCUCCAGAUUCACCUACAGCUACAGUUAUUGACGAUAAGAAAGAAUUAGCUCCAUCUCCAAUUAAAGAUGAUUCUUUACCAUCUAAACCAGAGGACAAAUCCGAAAAAGUUAGCCCAGUUGAUGACGAAAAGUCUUUAGACUCACCAAAAGAUAUUUCUGAUAAGCCACUAACUGACUUUGUAACUUCUAAGAUAACACAGUCUGUUGUUGUGAAGACCAAAGAAACAAAAGUGAUUUCUAUGGAAUCCCCUGAAUCUCCGGAUUCACCUACAGCUCCAGUUAUUGACGAUAAGAAAGAAUUAGCUCCAUCUCCAAUUAAAGAUGAUUCUUUACCACCUAAACCAGAGGACAAAUCCGAAAAAGUUAGCCCAGUUGAUGACAAAAAGUCUUUAGACUCACCAAAAGAUAUUUCUGAUAAGCCAUUAACUGACUUUGUAACUUCUAAGAUAACACAGUCUGUUGUUGUGAAGACCGAAGAAACAAAAGUGAUUUCUAAGGAAAUUCUUGAAUCUCCAAAUUCACCUACAGUUCCAGUUAUUGACGAUAAGAAAGAAUUAGCUCCAUCUCCAAUUAAAGAUGAUUCUUUACCAUCUAAACCAGAUGACAAAUCCGAAAAAGUUAGCCCAGUUGAUGACGAAAAGUCUUUAGACUCACCAAAAGAUAUUUCUGAUAAGCCACUAACUGACUUUGUAACUUCUAAGAUAACACAGUCUGUUGUUGUGAAGACCGAAGAAACAAAAGUGAUUUCUAAGGAAAUUCUUGAAUCUCCAGAUUCACCUACAGCUACAGUUAUUGACGAUAAGAAAGAAUUAGCUCCAUCUCCAAUUAAAGAUGAUUCUUUACCAUCUAAACCAGAGGACAAAUCCGAAACAGUUAGCCCAGUUGAUGACGAAAAGUCUUUAGACUCACCAAAAGAUAUUUCUGAUAAGCCACUAACUGACUUUGUAACUUCUAAGAUAACACAGUCUGUUGUUGUGAAGACCGAAGAAACAAAAGUGAUUUCUAUGGAAUCCCCUGAAUCUCCGGAUUCACCUACAGCUCCAGUUAUUGACGAUAAGAAAGAAUUAGCUCCAUCUCCAAUUAAAGAUGAUUCUUUACCAUCUAAACCAGAUGACAAAUCCGAAAAAGUUAGCCCAGUUGAUGACGAAAAGUCUUUAGACUCACCAAAAGAUAUUUCUGAUAAGCCACUAACUGACUCUGUGACUUCUAAGAUAACACAGUCUGUUGUUCUGAAGACCGAAGAAACAAAAGUGAUUUCUAAAGAAAUUCUUGAAUCUCCAGAUUCACCUACAGCUCCAGUUAUUGACGAUAAGAAAGAAUUAGCUCCAUCUCCAAUUAAAGAUGAUUCUUUACCAUCUAAACCAGAGGACAAAUCCGAAAAAGUUAGCCCAGUUGAUGACAAAAAGUCUUUAGUCUCACCAAAAGAUAUUUCUGAUAAGCCAUUAACUGACUUUGUAACUUAUAAGAUAACACAGUCUGUUGUUGUGAAGACCGAAGAAACAAAAGUGAUUUCUAAGGAAAUUCUUGAAUCUCCAGAUUCACCUACAGCUCCAGUUAUUGACGAUAAGAAAGAAUUAGCUCCAUCUCCAAUUAAAGAUGAUUCUUUACCAUCUAAACCAGAUGACAAAUCCGAAAAAGUUAGCCCAGUUGAUGACGAAAAGUCUUUAGACUCACCAAAAGAUAUUUCUGAUAAGCCACUAACUGACUUUGUAACUUCUAAGAUAACACAGUCUGUUGUUGUGAAGACCGAAGAAACAAAAGUGAUUUCUAAGGAAAUUCUUGAAUCUCCAGAUUCACCUACAGCUACAGUUAUUGUCGAUAAGAAAGAAUUAGCUCCAUCUCCAAUUAAAGAUGAUUCUUUACCAUCUAAACCAGAGGACAAAUCCGAAAAAGUUAGCCCAGUUGAUGACGAAAAGUCUUUAGACUCACCAAAAGAUAUUUCUGAUAAGCCACUAACUGACUUUGUAACUUCUAAGAUAACACAGUCUGUUGUUGUGAAGACCAAAGAAACAAAAGUGAUUUCUAUGGAAUCGCCUGAAUCUCCGGAUUCACCUACAGCUCCAGUUAUUGACGAUAAGAAAGAAUUAGCUCCAUCUCCAAUUAAAGAUGAUUCUUUACCAUCUAAACCAGAGGACAAAUCCGAAAAAGUUAGCCCAGUUGAUGACAAAAAGUCUUCAGACUCACCAAAAGAUAUUUCUGAUAAGCCAUUAACUGACUUUGUAACUUCUAAGAUAACACAGUCUGUUGUUGUGAAGACCGAAGAAACAAAAGUGAUUUCUAAGGAAAUUCUUGAAUCUCCAGAUUCACCUACAGCUACAGUUAUUGACGAUAAGAAAGAAUUAGAUCCAUCUCCAAUUAAAGAUGAUUCUUUACCAUCUAAACCAGAGGACAAAUCCGAAAAAGUUAGCCCAGUUGAUGACGAAAAGUCUUUAGACUCACCAAAAGAUAUUUCUGAUAAGCCACUAACUGACUUUGUAACUUCUAAGAUAACACAGUCUGUUGUUGUGAAGACCGAAGAAACAAAAGUGAUUUCUAAGGAAAUUCUUGAAUCUCCAGAUUCACCUACAGCUACAGUUAUUGUCGAUAAGAAAGAAUUAGCUCCAUCUCCAAUUAAAGAUGAUUCUUUACCAUCUAAACCAGAGGACAAAUCCGAAAAAGUUAGCCCAGUUGAUGACGAAAAGCCUUUAGACUCACCAAAAGAUAUUUCUGAUAAGCCACUAACUGACUUUGUAACUUCUAAGAUAACACAGUCUGUUGUUGUGAAGACCGAAGAAACAAAAGUGAUUUCUAUGGAAUCCCCUGAAUCUCCGGAUUCACCUACAGCUCCAGUUAUUGACGAUAAGAAAGAAUUAGCUCCAUCUCCAAUUAAAGAUGAUUCUUUACCAUCUAAACCAGAGGACAAAUCCGAAAAAGUUAGCCCAGUUGAUGACAAAAAGUCUUUAGACUCACCAAAAGAUAUUUCUGAUAAGCCAUUAACUGACUUUGUAACUUCUAAGAUAGCACAGUCUGUUGUUGUGAAGACCGAAGAAACAAAAGUGAUUUCUAAGGAAAUUCUUGAAUCUCCAGAUUCACCUACAGCUACAGUUAUUGACGAUAAGAAAGAAUUAGAUCCAUCUCCAAUUAAAGAUGAUUCUUUACCAUCUAAACCAGAGGACAAAUCCGAAAAAGUUAGCCCAGUUGAUAACGAAAAGUCUUUAGACUCACCAAAAGAUAUUUCUGAUAAGCCACUAACUGACUUUGUAACUUCUAAGAUAACACAGUCUGUUGUUGUGAGUGAAGAAACAAAAGUGAUUUCUAUGGAAUCCCCUGAAUCUCCGGAUUCACCUACAGCUCCAGUUAUUGACGAUAAGAGAGAAUUAGCUCCAUCUCCAAUUAAAGAUGAUUCUUUACAAUCUAAACCAGAGGACAAAUCGGAAAAAGUUAGCCCAGUUGAUGACAAAAAGUCUUUAGACUCACCAAAAGAUAUUUCUGAUAAGCCACUAACUGACUUUGUAACUUCUAAGAUAACACAGUCUGUUGUUGUGAAGACCGAAGAAACAAAAGUGAUUUCUAAGGAUAUUCUUGAACCUCCAGAUUCACCUACAGCUACAGUUAUUGACGAUAAGAAAGAAUUAGCUUCAUCUCCAAUUAAAGAUGAUUCUUUACAAUCUAAACCAGCGGACAAAUCGGAAAAAGUUAUCCCAGUUGAUGACAAAAAGUGUUUAGACUCACCAAAAGAUAUUUCUGAUAAGCCACUUACUGACUUUGUAACUUCUAAGAUAACACAGUCUGUUGUUGUGAAGACCGAAGAAACAAAAGUGAUUUCUUUGGAAUCUCCUGAAUCUCCGGAUUCACCUACAACUCCAGUUAUUGACGCUAAGAAAGAAUUAGCUCCAUCUCCAAUUAAAGAUGAUUCUUUACAAUCUAAACCAGAGGACAAAUCGGAAAAAGUUAGCCCAGUUGAUGACAAAAAGUCUUUAGACUCACCAAAAGCUAUUUCUGAUAAGCCACUAACUGACUUUGUGACUUCUAAGAUAACACAGUCUGUUGUUCUGAAGACCGAAGAAACAAAAGUGAUUUCUAAGGAAAUUCCUGAAUCUCCGGAUUCACCUACAGCUCCAGUUAUUGACGAUAAGAACGAAUUAGCUCCAUCUCUAAUUAAAGAUGAUUCUUUACAAUCUAAACCAGAGGACAGAUCGGAAAGAGUUAGCCCAGUUGAUGAAAAAAAGUCUUUAGACUCACCAAAAGAUAUUUCUGAUAAGCCACUAACCGAUUUUGUGACUUCUAAGAUAAUACAGUCUGUUGUUGUGAAGACCGAAGAAACAAAAGUGAUUUCUAAGGAAAUUUCUGAAUCUCCUGAUUCACCUACAGCUUCAGUUAUUGACGAUAAGAUAGCAUUAGCCCCAUCUCCAAUUAAAGAUGAUUCUUUACAAUCCAAACCAGAAAAAUCGGGAAAAGUUAGCCCAGUUGUUGACAAAAAGCCUUUAGAUUCACCAAAAGAUAUUUCUGAUAUGCUACUAACUGACUUUGUGACUUCUAAGAUAACACAGUCUGCUGUUGUGAAGACCGAAGAAACAAAAGUGAUUUCUAAGGAAAUUCCUGAAUCUCCGGAUUCAACUACAGCUCCAGUUAUUGACGAUAAGAAAGAAUUAGCUCCAUCUCCAAUUAAAGAUGAUUCUUUACAAUAUAAACCAGAUGACAAAUCGGACAAAAUUAGCCCAGGUGAUGACAAAAAGUCUUUAGAUUCAUCAAAAGAUAUUUCUGAUAAGCCACUAACUGACUUUGUGACUUCUGAGAUAACACAGUCUGUUGUUGUGAAGACCAAAGAAACAAAAGUGAUUUCUAUGGAAUCUCCUGAAUCUCCGGAUUCACCUACAGCUCCAGUUAUUGACGAUAAGAAAGAAUUGGCUCCAUCUCCAAUUAAAGAUGAUUCUUUACAAUCUAAACCAGAUGACAGAUCGGAAAAAGUUAGCCCAGUUGAUGACAAAAAGUCUUUAGAUUCAUCAAAAGAUAUUUCUUAUAAGCCACUAACUGACUUUGUGACUUCUGAGAUAACACAGUCUGUUGUUGUGAAGACCAAAGAAACAAAAGUGAUUUCUAUGGAAUCUCCUGAAUCUCCGGAUUCACCUACAGCUCCAGUUAUUGACGAUAAGAAAGAAUUAGCUCCAUCUUCAAUUAAAGGUGAUUCUUUACAUACUAAACCAGAGGACAAAUCCGAAAAAGUUAGCCCAGUUGAUGACGAAAAGUCUUUAGACUCACCAAAAGAUAUUUCUGAUAAGCCACUAACUGACUUUGUGACUUCUAAGAUAACGCAGUCUGUUGUUCUGAAGACCGAAGAAACAAAAGUGAUUUGUAUGGAAUCUCCUGAAUCUCCGGAUUCACCUACAGCUCCAGUUAUUGACGAUAAGAAAGAAUUAGCUCCAUCUUCAAUCAAAGGUGAUUCUUUACAAUCUAAACCAGAGGACAAAUCGGAAAAACUUAGCCCAGUUGAUGACAAAAAGUCUUUGGACUCACCAAAAGCUAUUUCUGAUAAGCCACUAACUGACUUUGUGACUUCUAAGAUAACGCAGUCUGUUGUUGUGAAAACCGAAGAAACCAAAGUGAUUUCUAUGGAAUCUCCUGAAUCUCCGGAUUCACCUACAGCUCCAGUUGUUGACGAUAAGAAAGAAUUAGCUCCAUCUUCAAUCAAAGGUGAUUCUUUACAAUCUAAACCAGAGGACAAAUCCGAAAAAGUUAGCCCAGUUGAUGACAAAAAGUCUUUAGACUCACCAAAAGCUAUUUCUGAUAAGCCGCUAACUGACUUUGUGACUUCUAAGAUAACACAGUCUGUUGUUGUGAAGACCGAAGAAACAAAAGUGAUUUCUAAGGAAAUUUCUGAAUCUCCGGAUUCACCUUCAGCUUCAGUUAUUGACGAUAAGAUAGCAAUAGCCCCAUCUCCAAUUAAAGAUGAUUCUUUACAAUCCAAACCAGAAAAAUCGGGAAAAGUUAUCCCAGUUGAUGACAAACAGUCUUUGAUCUCACCAAAUGAUUGUUCUAAUAAACCAUUAACUGACUUCGUGACUCCUAAGAUGACACAGUCUGUUGUCGUGAAUACCGAAGAAAGAAAAGUAAUUUCUAAGGAAAUUCCUGAAUCUCCGAACUCAACUGCAGAUUUAGUAAUUGGCAAUAAAGUUCCUGAUGAAGUGAAGAAGUACACCGUUCAGUCUUUUGAUGAAGAUUUGUCACCUGAACGAACUGAUGAAAUACCUGAAAUGGCAAGUCCUUUAAAUGAUUUACUAGAAGAGUUAAGUGAAAAAGAUGAGAGAUAUCCAAUUUGUAAGGUGGUCGAUGCUGCUGACGACUGUUUUGACGUCGAUAUGUCAGCGUCAUUCGAACCAUUAUCUCCAUCCCGUGAACUUUCUCGAGACACUGAACUUAACACGUCUAGGGACUCUGAUAUUAUUUCUAUCUUAACCGAUAAAAUGCAAAUAUCGACAAUUGUUGGACAUGACGUCUCCGUAACAUCUGAGAAAGCAGAUAUUGCGGAUGAUGUCCUUACACGGAAAAGUAGCACAGCUACAUCGACAAGUGAUGGACGUGCAAUGAGUUCCGUGAAAUCGAGAAAACAAAUUGUUAAACAGUCCCAACAAGAAUCCAAGUAUUCGCCGAAAAGUACUCGCAAACAGGUUACAAAAUCAUCUGCAGUUGUUGAGCAAACAGAGGUGCAGACAAUUCAUUCGCCGACAAAACGAAAUAGAAAGAAGCCCGUCAUUGAAUCAAAAAGUACAUCGUCGGACGAUAAUAAUCUUACGACAGGGCGAGAUAAGAAGCCUCCAAGUAAGAAGAGGCCGAAACCUGUAGAAAGCUCUGCUUCAUCUAUGGUUAAGCAAUCAUCGCAAAAGAUCUCCGUAUCUAAAGAAGCUACCUUAAACGUUAAAACUAAAAAGACAGAAACAAAUUUGAUCAAGAAGGACAAAACGUUAAUAUCGUCAGAUACAUCUGCGAGAAGGGUUACUAAAACUAGCACUAGAACUUAUGGCUACAUGCAAUCGACAGUUUCACGUGAUCAAAAGGUCGGUAAAUUUACUGCUGAAACUGGUAAACAGCUAUAUGAGUCUGCGUAUAAGUACAAAAAAGUAGCCCCAGGCGAAAAUAUCGAAAUCACAAAGUCCAAACUUACAGGAUCAAGAGUCGGAACACCAGAUCUGAAACCUAGAGUGCCAGUGAAGGGAAAAUUAAGUUCUCGAUCUGGAACUCCCGAUACUAUUGUACGAAAAUUCAGUAAGUCUAUCAGCACAAGCUCUGAAGAAGGCGAUGUCGGCAAGAGGACUAAAAGAAUAAUCGAUACGUCCUCGCCAGCACAAUAUACGACAAAGAAUAUGAAAAUCACAUCUGAGUCCACAUACAAAAGUGCACAGAAAACUAGAAUCAUGACCACAAAUGUAUCCACGACCAAGACAAGCAUUCCAACGACGAAGCCCUUGAAUAAGAAACAAAUGACCAAUGAAACGAAGACUGAAAGUGUUGUAAAAAAGCAAGUUAAACGUACCAAGGCUGAGCCAACCGGCACCGAAUCGAAAAUUCCAAGAGCAAUGAUUCCAAUAAAGCAAGCAGAAACACAACAGAAACCUAAGCCUAUCGCAAAAGCGAAGAAAGACGAGAGUAACAAAAAAAUGGUCCAGAGUAAUCAAAAAACGGUAUCAACAAUGGGUUCAUUCGUCCAUAGGCAACACGUAGCCGACAAUGUCGAUCCUGUUCAACCAUCUGACGACCUAUUUAGAUAUGAGGAAGCAAUUCAAGUUGAUGAUGUUAGUGUGAGACAGGCGAGCAGUCAACAAGAUCCAGACAGCACAAAAGGAUACGAUAACGAUAGUGUUCGCAUUGAAGCCAUUAACUUAGUUGAUAGUGUGCUAGAUCAAAGUUUAAGCAUUGUUCAUUCACAACAUUAUCCAGACACAAUCCGUUCAGAAAGUGAACAUUUUGCCAUCACUUGUGACGUGACCGGUAUUGAUCUGAUCAAAUCGCCAACGAUCGAAUCCAUGUCCGGCAAAUCGUUUGACGAUUUUAUGCCGGACAUUGAUGUUGGCUGUAAUGUUAACGAACGCAACAAUAGUUUGUGUAUGGUCGCCGAUCACAUCACAGAUGGCGUUCACGAUGAUGUUAAACGAUACGAACGUAUCGAACGGAAAUUCGAAAGACUUUCAUCCCAACUGGAUGUUGAAUUCGAUAAGAGUGACGAUCAGUGUCAGGCCGAUUUUGAUCGGGCCGUCCAGUCCAACGUUCAGUCGGAUGAAGUUAGUAAUUUGCAAAGUGAUUUCUCGAAAAUCAGUUGGGAUGAAAGUGCUUCGGCCACAACUGGUGAUAUGGGUUUAAAUACGCCGGACAAUGAUAUACAAGAGUUGCCAAGAGAGCCAGGAUUGCAUACCGCUCCUAUCGAUAUCAUACCAAAACCAUCACCCCGUCUAACCAAACCCAUACCUAGUGACGCUAGUGCUACUAACGAUGAACUAAUAACCUAUAGUAGACAAGUAACCGAACACAUUACCGACGCAAGCGAAGAACAGUCGUCCGAAAAUGAUAAGCCUACCGAUUAUAGCGAUACGAAGAAGUUCUGGCAAUCGUUGGACUCGAAUAAACCGAUUGAUGAGACCAUACAGAGUGGUAUGGUUCCAGUGCCGAAACCACGGUCACAGAUAACCUCAACCAUUGUGAAAACUGAGGAAUCAAUUGAAUCGAACAGUGUGAGAGAGCUGAGCCAAAGCUCAUCGAAAAUAUCAUCGGAACAACAAGUUGAAUAUUCGGAAUCGAGCAGUCUACAGUCGGACUGUAAACAAGAAUUACGUGACGAUGAUUCGAUGGCCGUGGAGGAACGACUGGAGGAUGAAAGUUAUCCGAUUAGUGAUAAGGUUGACUCGGAUUUCUAUGACAUAAAAAAUCGUGAAAAUUUGUCGUCGUCGUAUCAGUGCUCGAAAGAGGAUUCUUUCGAGAUAGACUUGGUGAAGGACAAGGAUUUGAUUGUUGAUUUGAGUGCAACGAAGAAGGACGACUUUUCCAUUUAUAAAACUAAGGAACGCGAAGAUAUUCUCGAUCUAGACGACCACGAAGUGGCCAAAAUUCCGGUGAAACGAGAUUUGUAUAAAAUCGACGACUUUGCAGAAGAAACCGACGCCAACGAUGAGAAGAAGACCAGCUUCUACAUCGGUGAAUCGAGCGUUGAUAUCAUUACAAAAUCAUCAGAUCAACGUAACGACUUCGAGAAGGAGGAAUUUGAAUUCGACGACGAUGUUCAGAAGAAAAUCAAGACAAGUGCCAAGGAAAUCGAACUGACGAAAGACGAAUACGAAACGAAAACGGAUUCGGAACGAACCGUCAAAGAAGUGGCUCGCCAGAGUCAACUGGAACAAGAGAUUUUCGAGUUCGGUUCUGACUACGAAAAGAAAUCGAGUGCCGUCGAUCGGGCCACCGAAUCGGAUAAGGAAGAAAUUGUAAAAUGUGCCGAGUUCACAAAAGCAUCGAGAGCCACUGAACUGAGAAAUGAACUGGCCAACGAAGAGUUCGAAUUUGGUCAAAACUAUGAAAAAUCAUUGAAAGAAAAGGAGAGUCAGAGUAAUGUACGAACAGAGGAGGUGACUGUCGGUGCGGAUAACAAAAGUAAAAUUGUGGAGAAGACGACGCAACAAGUGUCCUCCAAGUCACUUCAAUCGGAGGAAAAAUUCGUAUUAGAGGAGAAAACCGACUUUCCACUGAAUUUUGAUGCCUCAAAAGGCGAUCUUUUCGAUUUCCAGGAACAUUCAGUUAGCCAAGAAGUUGUACAGUCGAGUAGUUCAGUGGUCAAAAAGGAAGAGAUUGUCGAGACAAAGAAAGGAAAAAGUUCUUUCGAAAUCGAUUUUGAUGCCACGUUUGACCCAAUGCAAACCAAGAGCCAUAUUGUACAUUCGCCUAUCACGGGCGAACCCAUUGAAUCGGGCAAAACGAAACAAGACCUUACUCUACAGUUGAAGAGAAACGAGACCGAACAAUACACCAAGACACUUUCCGACUUCGAAAUUGCCGAAUUUUCAACGGAGUCGCUACCGAAAGCAGAGAAAGCCUCAAUUGCUCAUUCACCGAUAAAGCCCAUGAAAAAUGCGUUCGAAAUUUCGAAACCAAUGCUAGAAGAAAGCACUAAAGUCAUCGAAGCACACAGUUCCAUUCAAUCGGAGCUGAAUAAGAUAAACGAAAGUUUUGCCGAUGUUCGGAAGGUUCAGUUCGACAAAGAUGAAAUCGAGAAAUCAAUCGUCGAGCAAACGUUUGCCGAAGUGCAAGAGUCAUUGGAGGCCGUGCAAGAAGAUCUGAUUGACGUUGUAAAGGGUGGUCGGCAGAUUAAGGAAUCGCCGUCGGAAUUCGAGGUUAAAAUCCUGCCGAACAUAAAAUAUCCGCAGUUGGAAGCACAUGAAGAAGAAUUUCACCUUUUGCCGGAAACGUCGUCAAUAAAAAUCGAUGCCGAGGCGCCACAAAGUGACGUUAGCGACGUAAGCGUUUCACAUAAACUUGAAACUGACGCAUCUUCGAACGAAGACUCAAUCAAUAAACUUGAUGUGGUGCACCGGACAUCGAAACCGAAACAAACGACGAACCGAUGGUCUGUGUCCGAUCCGGAUAACUAUUCCAGUUCGGGUAGCCACUACGAAAGCUUCGAAAAAACCGAUAGUCGACCAUGCUCGUCUGAUGUGGAGAAUCUAUUGACGUACGGAAAUUCAUCGGAAUAUCAAACUGCGCUUGAUGCAUCUCACUUGCCCGGUUCCACUGAAUACCAAUCAGCGGCUAGUUGGUUGGACAACAGUGGCAAGACCAUCAGUUCGCGUGAAAGCAUGAAAAGUUUCGAUUCGGAGAGCUCCGGCCAUUUGGGUAGCGUUGAAAAUUCGGAGAAUUCAGAGACUCUCGUACCGUCCACCAUGGACCUUGAUUUGCCCAGUGAUUCCAAUUAUGAAAUGGACAUGGACGAAAGUGAAAUCAAAUUUGCGAGUCUGGAAGCGUGCAGUGGAGUUUUAUUGGAGGAAUAUAACGAAGAACCGGAUCAUGUUAUUAGUCCAAGCAUGAAGCGCUCCCAAGAAAUGACUUUCCAGCCAUACCAAACCGACGACGAUGUCAUUGAGAAGAGUGGUCGCUUGGAGAAAAAAUCCAGUUUGGACGCUGAUGACUCUAAGCUUGGAAGUAUGACCAGUCUGGACGAUGGGAAAUUUGCCACAAGCCUUGAAGAUGGAAGUGUCUUAUCUAUGAGUUUAUCCAGUGCAUCGAAUGUAGAAACUAUUGUUGAAAAUGUGAAAGAUGAAAUGGCCAGUUCGUUUGGAAGUUCUCUGAUCGGUAGCUACGAAGUGCAAUCGUUAAUCAGAGAUGAUGUUUCCGCUCUUAAUUUCGACGAUUCACAAGACUCGGGUCAAUUCGACAAUAAAAUUAUGACAACGUCGAUUGUCCGAGACGAUGACAUCAUUUCCAGUCAGGCAACAAGCACAACAACGCCACAAACUGAAUUCGCCGAAGUUGUCGAGCAGCCUUCGAAACGCACGAAAGGACACAAGCGUGCGGACAGUACCUCGUUCCUGAAAGGAUUGGAGACCUCGCGCAGUCCCCCAGACACAUCGUUGGAUGAUGAAAUGAUUGUUCAUGAGGACGUUCAAAAGGUGCACAUCUUCGAGGACGAUAAGAAAGAAAGCGGAUCCGACUCGGACAAUGACCCGUACCAAACCGAAUACGCGAGAUCGUUUAAACAGCCGGAAAAGCAGGGAAAGAAAAAGUCGAAAAUUGAAAAAGUUGACGUCGAGAAGAUGGAAAGGAAAAUAUCCAUUCCAUCCAUCGAAACAAUCGUCGAAGAUGUCAUGGCCGAAGUUGAAUGUGAAGCCAAAAUGGAGAGGGCCGUAUCGCAAAACAUGUUGGAUUAUUCGAACAUUCCCGACAUCAUGGUCACCGACGAUCCGACUAAAGAUACUGUCGACGAAGAUGAAGAUUUGAAUCAAAUUUCGUCUGUCGAACCAAUGACAUCGCAAACGGAAGAAACUGUAUCCAGUAGAGACAUCCCGUCACCUAUUCGUUAUGCCAAAGAAUCGGAAAUUAAGAUCACCGAAGAGGAGUAUCAAGAACUGAUCGACAAACAAUACAAAGCGAAGUUGGCUGACGUGACCACGCGAUUUGAUUACGAUGAAGACAAAGCUGAAUCACCUACCAGCGAUUCGUUUGAAAUGCUUGAACAACCUGACAUCACCGACGAAUUUGUAAUAAUUGAGGAAGUGGCUAAAGAGGCCGGCGAAUUCGAUACGGAAGGUAAAAGUGUAAAAAUCAAGCCAAUCAAAUACGUGAAAAAGCAUGACGAUGAAGUCGAAACAAUUUUGGUGAAAUCGGCACCAGCUGCGACCAACGAAGGAUCUGUAUUGUAUCAACUGCAAGGACAACACCACGACCUGGGCUUCGAUUUUGAAGAGAGUCCUCCUACUGGUGUUGAUUCCGGUGAAAAUGUCUAUGAGUCGAAUGAAAUGAGCUCCAGUAGAAAGUGGGUGGAAAUGCAACUGGCUGAACAGGCACAAAAUCUUAGAUAUCCAUACGAAAUGGAGCGAGGAAUGCUGGAAGAUAUCAAAGAAGAAGACACUGACCUGGAGGUGGGAAGCAGUAGAAUCAGCAGUUUCAAAGAUUCGUUUUCCAGCAGCACACCAGAGUACGACAUCCUGGCUGGUCGUAAGUAUUUUGCGAAAGGUGAACAUGACGACAUGUCGGUGAAUAGUUUACAAGAAUUUGAAAACCUCGAACAAGCCAUCUCUCUCGAAAACCGUAAAUUCCAUCAAGGCUCUUCGGACUCGCUCAGUAAUGGAAGUUUCCCGAAGCGAUACACAUCGAAAACACACGGUGACGACGUGUCCAUAGCCAGUUUGAAAGAAUUCGAGGGUCUGGAAAAUGCUUGCCUGGAAGCACAUCUGGUUGAGAUUAAAGCUAAGGAGGAAGCUGCCCUGCUGCUAUCCAGAUCGGACGAAUCAAGUAAAUCGGAUAAGUCUAAGGGCUCACCGAAACAGACAACAAUUACCACCAAAACAACAGUAGUGUCGCAGUCGCAAUCGAUCCCAACACGAGUCAUUGAAGAACGGGUUAUCACAACGACGACCGGAUUCCCCAUAAACCAGAAAUCUUUGGAAUCAUUUCUGAAAUCGAGAUUCGAAGAGAAAGACGACGACUCAUCGUCAAAUUUGAUGGAAGUGUCUUCCGAUAGUUUGGAUAACGGAAAUAAGGUCAAAUUGAGUCACAGCAAAGACAGCACUCAUUACGGCAGCAGUGACAGCUUAGAGCAAAACAAAAGCGGCACGGACAUAAUGACAAGUAGCCUGGAUUCCAUCGAGGUUUCGAAAGAGGCCGGUGCAACAGCCAAAUCGUCUCGAUCCGACGUGGAUUCUAUUGACCAAUACCUUUUAUCUGGACGAAAUGAAGCCAGUCGCCGUGACAGUAUCGACUCAAUUGAAAUGCAAUUGGCUCUGAUGGCUCAGGCCGGAAACUAUGAACGUGACUCAAUCGAUGGCAAUACUCGAAUCGAUGUUGAAACAAGCGUCGCAAAUAGCGGCAAUCAAACCAUUCAAACACGAACAAUCACAACGACGACCAUAUCGUCGUCACAUGGUCCCGGUAUGAGCAAAGACAUAUCGAGCGAUUCAUUGAAUGUAAAUCAAUCGGAGCCAGAACUUCUUCUUACCAGCACUGAAAGUCUGGAUCAAAGCAGUUCCGUUGCAACAAAUGCUACUUACACCAACGAAAUGAACUCACAAAUGUCGGGUAGCAUAACCAGUUGUGGAUCGAACACAUUAAUCGAUUCACUGGACGGACCAUUCGAUUUUCAAUCGGGUAUGAUGGCAUCGUCGAGCCAAUUUGGUUUCGAUGAUCGGCAAUUGAUGGAAGGUACGGCGUCAUCAUCGACGUCGACAACAACCACAACUGUUGUGCAUGUAUCGCAGACGAAGGACGGUGAAAAGACAUAUGAAUACUUUGAUGUUAAGGAUGACAAAGGAAAGGCUCGACAAGGUGACGAGCAACUCUAAAUGUGUAUGGACUUCGAUUUGGUUACGAUUUAGAGACGAACCACUUGGUGUACCCUUACCUAUGGAUAUUUCUAGCAAUUAACUACUCGUAAUUCACUUUAUUAUAAAACUUAUGCAUUUCUAUUUAACCAAAAGAAAAACUUUCUUUUUGUUUUGGUAAAAUUGCUUAGCUCAAUAAUUUGGAAUUAUAUUUAAAAAAAUAAAAUUGUAUAACAAGCCAGUCAGCCAUUUUGUGUACUUCAAAAAUUAAAAUUAGAAAAACAAAAAGCUUUGAUAAAAAUAUUUCGUUUUUUUAUGAAUCGAUCGGGAGACAGAGUUCAGAAAGGGAAUGGCAAUUCUAUGAAAUUAUUAAAAAUUUAAUAGAAAUGCAUUUUAUAAAAAAAAAGAAAAAAAAUUAGCUAAAAAUGGAUAAAUGAUUGUAAGAUGAACAGCAAAAGUAAUAAAUUUUGGGUAUUUUGUUUUUAGUCACAUUUUUCUUACAUUGAUAAAAGUAAACAAAUAUUUGAGAUAAAUUUUGUGUUUUAUAUAACGUAAGAUUAAUUAAUAAAUGAAAAACUAAAAAAAAAUAUUUCUUAAAUAAAUACAAAUUGUUAAUCGCAUACUAUCCUAAGAAAAAUUUAUUCCAAAAAAAUUUCCCUAAAUUUUUCCCUUAUCCAUUGUUUGAUUAACUUUACGAAAAGAAAUUUAAAAACCAAAAUUCUCACGCCACCCUAUUUUAUUGUGCAUUUGUAUUUGUGAACAAAAAAAAGAAGAAAAAAAUUAUUUAUUUAAAAUUUAUUAUAUCCAGAGAAAAUGAUCGAUUAUCAUCUCUCUAUCUAUUUAUUUUAGUUAUUGUUGAAAAUUUAAUGAAAUAUUCCUUUGAAAAAAAAAA
Molecule: messenger RNA, 33876 nt
Organism: Bradysia coprophila
Lineage: Eukaryota; Metazoa; Arthropoda; Insecta; Diptera; Sciaridae
Source: RefSeq, a predicted model, not a curated record